Messenger RNA from Nothobranchius furzeri (turquoise killifish), 4457 nucleotides. RefSeq names its product SNF related kinase b (gene snrkb). Gene Ontology annotation, biological process: intracellular signal transduction; protein phosphorylation. The record is from RefSeq and is a predicted model, not a curated record. Gene Ontology annotation, molecular function: protein serine/threonine kinase activity; ATP binding. NCBI's taxonomy places the organism in Eukaryota, Metazoa, Chordata, Actinopteri, Cyprinodontiformes, Nothobranchiidae. Gene Ontology annotation, cellular component: cytoplasm.
ACGUCAGAACCACACGCACCUGCGCGCGCGCGCGGGUCCGCAGCUCGAGCCUCGGCGGAGCGGUCAUGAGAAAAGUAUGUCCAGAGUCGGAACCGCGGACAUGGAGGAGCGCAGAGGAGGCGACCGGAGCGGCGGCUCGGCUCGGCUCUACGUCUGAGUCCUCCGGUGACGCGGAGCGUUGAGGCUCGGUGGGACCGAGAGAGACGCCGAACCGAACCGGGAUAUUUCCGCAACAAUGGCGACUACCCAGCAGUAAGGGACUUCCUCCAUCCCAAACCAACAAACGCUUGACCCAGCUCAUUUCCAUCCUCCCUUUGUUUCAAUCAUGGACACCCCUGGAGGGUUGACCUCGGCUCUGGAUGGACCCGUGGACCCCGGGAUCAGCAAGGGUCGUUUGGAUCUCAGCGGGCUCUAUCGUCUGGGUCGGACCCUGGGAAGAGGCCACUUUGCUGUGGUUAAGCUGGGCCGUCACGUCAACACGGGCCAACUGGUUGCUGUAAAGAUGAUCGACAAGACGAAACUGGAUGUAAUGGCUGCCAGUCACCUCUUACAGGAAGUCAGAUGCAUGAGGUUGGUGCAGCAUCCCAACGUGGUUCGUCUGUAUGAGGUUAUCGACACGCCCACCACGCUCUACCUGGUCAUGGAGCUGGCCGAAGGUGGCGACCUCUACGACUACAUCCUCCGCCACGAGCGAGGCGUGGCCGAGGUCACAGCCAAGCGUCACUUCGCCCAGAUCGUGCGCGCCGUGGCGCACUGCCACCAGCUGCAUGUGGUCCACCGGGACCUGAAGCCUGAGAACGUGGUGUUCUUCCCACAGCAGGGAGCAGUCAAGCUGACGGACUUUGGGUUCAGCAACUUAUUUCAACCGGGGAUGAUGCUGGCCACCAGCUGUGGGUCGCUGGCCUAUUCUGCUCCAGAGAUUCUGCUGGGAGAAGAGUACGAUGCUCCAGCUGUAGAUAUCUGGUCUUUGGGGGUGAUCCUCUACAUGUUGGUCUGUGGAGUCCCUCCCUUCCAGGAGACCAACGACAGCGAGACUCUGGUCAUGAUUCUGGACUGCCGUUACUCUGUUCCUGAGCACGUUUCUGGUGAAUGCAGCGAUUUGAUCUCCAGGAUGCUACAGAAGGAUCCGUCUCGCCGGGCUUCUCUUGAUGACAUCGAGGCCCACCAGUGGCUGCAGGGCCUGGAGGAUGCCCUCCUUAGCCCAGAGGCCCCACCACACUGGAUCUCAGGGGCCCUCACUGCAGGCUCACCCUCCUCAGGGGUCCCUGAGUGUGGAGAUCUGCUCGCUAAGCGGACCUCAACUCGGCAGGCGUUUACCGGGCCGUGGCAGCCCAGCGUCAGCUUCAGCCUUCGUCCAGCUCCAGUUGAAGAGCCUCCUGUGAGCAAGAACCUUCCUGCACUGCAGCAGAUCAGUGAGGAGGAUGAGGAGGAAGAUGAGAUGUUAGAAGUGGACAGUCAACGAAAGGAGGAGCUGGUGGAGGACACGGCUGAGCUGGAAAAAGAAGAUGAGGGUUGUGUGAUUUCAGAUCAACCAGUCAGUCGUUGGAACGAGCCACUCAGUCAGACUUCUGGAUUUGGGGUGUCGUGUUGCCGCCCUGACUUCUCAAAUGGAGAUGAUGAGCCCAACAACAACACAGAUAAGCCCCUCCCCCUCUCCACAUCUGAAUCCUCUCACUCACAAAUCUCCGCCUCCUCAAUCAGCCUGAAGGAGGUGCAGAAAACGCAAAAAGAAGAGCCAAAAAAGAAAAUAGGAGCUUCAGUCGAAGACCUGCCAACUGAUAAAUCUCAGCCUCGCGGUCCGCAGGAAGCCCGGGACGAGCCGGCGCCGAGGGCGGAGCAGGGGAAGCGUCACAGCAUCAAGCUCCGCGAGAGACUCUUCCAGUUCCCCCUGUGUGAGAAAGCUCUGGCCUUCAACGUACCGACGCAAAACAAGCCUAAGAUCCUCCCGCUGGCUCAGUACAACUGCUGCCACGUGCUGUAGUGGACGCCCCCCCGGGACACCUGGGCUGCUCACAAGUCACCAGGUGGACGGAUAUCAAACAGAAACCUCGGCGACCUUCUGAGCUGAGCUCCUGAUACGAUCCUCGGCAUAAAAACACGAGUGUACACCUUCAGACGCACAAACUCUCAGCUCUAAUGAGCUAAAUAUCCCACGGGCUCUCGGGUUAGCUGCUGUGCACAGACGCGACCACACCUCCUCACCUGUAGCUUUGACACAAACCUGGACCUACCUGAUGAAUGACGAGGGAGACAGAUAUUUUACUGAAUGAGCCCUUUUUGUUCUUUUGAAGGUGCCUAAUAAGAUAAAACAGAUUCAUGUUGUUUCUACUGCAACAAGAUGAGAAUAAACCAGAGCGGCAGCUAACAAUGAGCAUAGAACUAAGAAAAAGCUCUUUUCUUUGCUUUUGGGUGUAAAAUACGUUGUAAUCAGAUGAAUCUUCAGUAGGAAAACUGAGUUGUGACUGCAGAGAGUCCUAAGCUGCAAAGUAAAAGUAUUUCUGCAGUAUUUUAAACUAGAACGCUACGUUUGGCUUCAUAAUAUCUGAAAAUAUCGUGGAAAGAAUCACGUGAUUCAAACGUGGAACAAUGUUCACUUGAUGUUUUAGCAGGUCACAUAUAAUUAAUAUUUAUUUAGCUGUAACCUCAGUUAGAAAGCUCACAUUUAGCAGAUUUUGCCUUGAAGAAAGUCAAAUUCAAAAUGAUCACUACAGUGUUUUCACUACUGUACUCACUACAGGCGUGGGAGCUUCUAACGGCUGAUUUUAUUUUUGGGAAAAAAUGGAAAAGAGUUUAAAAAACAUGUAUUUUUCAGAAGGUUGUUUUGCUCUCUAACCUUUUUAAGACGGAUUAAGUUGCUGGAUUAUUAACGGCUAGCUGUGCUGCUGAGUAACGUGCAGUUCUCCUCCUGAACAGCAGGAGUCGCCACUGAGAAAAUUGUAUUUCAUCACAGCAUGAUCAACGUGGAUAAAAGUUCUUCGAACACAGAUUUGCAUCGCGUUUGGGUAAAUUUUGAAAUGUUUGUUUCAACAUAUUUAGAGACGCUUUGAGAUUUUCCCCAGAAAUCGCCCUCAUUCAUGUAGCUCAGCAGCCUCUGCUGUCGCCGACAUUCAAACGUUUCGUACAGCACUUGGUUUAAAACAAGAUUGGAAUAAAAUGCAGUUAAAAUGUUGUUUUCAGCCAUUAAAAUAACAGCUAACCUGUUGUAAAUACAAGUGGAUAAUUUCAUUCUUUAUGCAUCAAGCCUUGAUGGAUUAAAGGUGGUUUUUUUUUUUUUUUUUUUAAUUUUUGCAUUAAAAUGGAGGAAAUCAAAUUGUAAAAAAAACCCAACAGAAUUUACCUUUAAUGUAAAACUUGGCGAGGAACAAGUGGCAUCUUUAAAAACAGCUGAUGAAGGGUUUGAUUUUAUUCAGACUCAUCGACCUUCGGCGUCUUCCUUUGAACUUCCUGUUUCUCACACUGGUUCUUCACCUAAGCUUGUAUGAUGAAGACUGUUACAUGUAUGACACAUGCUCUGAUAUGACACUAAAACACGCCUGAGAGACAAUGUGAGUCUUAUGGUGUGAAAAUGACAUGCAGGUGGUUCUUUUGGGUCACACUGAAUAUUCAGGGGCGUGUCCAGGGAGUGGCCUGGGGUAGCAAAUGCCACCCUUGGAAUCUGAUUGGCCACCCCAGGUGCCACCACACAGAAUUCCCUUUAGAUGGGCUUUUCAUUGUCCACAAAAGGCUUGGGGUAAAAAAAAAAAAAAGCAUAACCAUUGGUGCCACCCAUGCACAAAGUGGGCCACCCCAUUUUAAACGAUCUGGACACGUCACUGUGAAUAUUUAAUCUUUGAAGUCGACUUUUAUUUUUUGAUGUGAGGUUUGAUUUGUUCUUAUUUUUUAUAACGUGACAAAGACAUCGACUCUGAGCAGAUGUGUGUGACUUAGCAUGUUAUUUAUCACCUUAUACCUCGGUGUGUCUCACAGGACGGUUGGCUGUUCCUUUUGGUGUAACUGUAAAUAUCACAGAGAGAUGAAUUGCACAUAGUAAAGCUACUAACUGGUAGCUUUUUUCAAGCAUUAUCAGGAGUUUUGUGCAGAUCCAGCCCACAGAGUCUCCUUAUUGUGUCGUAUUAUUUUACCAAAUGAUCGCUCCGUUUGUUCUGUAUUUUCCCAGAGUAGCAGGAGCCGAAUGAGCGACGACAUGCUGUUGCAGUAACGCAACUGCAGCCAACAGCCGGGGAUUGCUCCCUCCCUGCAUUAAAGCAGAGAAGCCGUCACGUGCAAUCUGAUUAUGACUCGUGUCUCAUCAGCCGUAAAAGCUUCAAAUCUGUUCCAGGGGAGGGAUGAAAUGACCUGUUCCUGAGUGCCGUCUCUAUUUAGUGUCUGCUGACCUGCAUUUUAACCAGGACCACUUCUCUCAUGGAGCCAUGAACUUAUUUUUCUGUAUUUAUUUAUUAAAAUGGAUUAAAACAAUA